GGCAGGCGGCGAAAAAUCAUGGAAUAACUUUUAAAAUACAAAAUGAAGAUUCACAAAGUUUUAUCUCGGUCCGAACGGGAACCUCCGUCGGAGAGUCUGUGUAUGCCUCAACCAUCCUCGCCAUGGAGGACGAGAGGAGGAACUCCACCGACCUCAACGACCAGCAGUGGAUCUUCAACAGGAAGAAGAUUGGACUCUCCAGGAAGUCUAAGAAGACUUUAGAUGCUAAGCUGGAUAAUGAAAGAUCGAAACUGUCCACUCUAGUUUUUAUUCAAACACAUUUUAACAGGAAGGAAUGUGUUCACUACGUGAAAACUGAUAAUAUUCACAAAAAACAAGAUGAGUGUUUCUGUGGUCUGAAGAAAUACGAGCAUCCUCCUGAUAUUGAGCAUAAAUAUAUAGAUCUCAAGAGCAGAGCUCCAAGAGAGAGUAUUAUAGAGGAGGAGGAUGAAGAAGAUGAAGAUGAAAAGGACCAGGAUGAGGAUGAGGAUGAGGAUGAGGAUGAGGAACAAAGUAGAUCUGGAAGUACGUCCAGUCUAGAACAGUUGCUUAGCUCCAUGGACAAGAAGAUUACGCGGCGAGGGUCCAAGGUCGGAGUUGACAAAGAGAAAGAGAAGAAAAGAGAUGGGAGUGGAAUUUAUCUAAAAGUAGAAACAAAGAAGCAUGGAGCAAAAGAGAUGAACAGAAAGGAGAAAGACGAGAAAAGAAAAGAAAAGGAAGUUAUUGUACGCUGGAAACAGAAUACGGCAAUCAAAGAGUUUCCAACAAAUGCAUUUGGAGUCAUUCAUUUCGAGGGAUCAAACUCAAAACCUUCUUCUUAUAUCAGGCUUGCGGAUAAUACAACAAUGCAGAGUGUUAUGGAAUUGAUGAAAGAGCAUUGGGAUAUGAUGAAACCACGCCCCCAUCUAGCGCUGAGUAUUGUGGGUGGAGCUAAAAAUUUUAAAAUGGACGGACGUUUAAAGGAAACUUUCAAGAGAGGACUUAUUUCUGCUGCAAGAUCAACACAUGCCUGGGUUCUCAGUGGUGGAACUAAUACUGGAGCAAUGAAACUUGUUGGAGAAGCAGUAACAGAAGGACAGUUUCUCGUUCCUCAGGGUGCAGGUUUGACGAUGGGGUUGAAAGCUCUGGGUAUUGCCUCCUGGGGAUAUAUUGCUAAUAAAGAGACCCUGAUAAAUAAGAAAGAUUCUGAGAUGAACCGAGCUCAGUAUAAUUCCAACCUGGAGAUAAAAUCUGGAUCCAAACCUCCUUUGAGUCCGGAUCAUACACACUUUCUCCUGGUAGAUGAUGGAUAUAGAAACAGGUAUGUAGGAGGAGAAGGUGGAGGUGGGAUACAGGAGUUUAUCACAAGGUUUGAAAAAAAUCUAAUGGAACCAGCUCCUAAGGGUUUAGGAGUCCCUGUUAUUACUCUGAUGGUGGAGGGAGGGUCGGAUGCUUUAAAUGAGGUUCGGGAUAAUCUAACUUGUGGUCAACCUCUUGUCAUUAUAGACGGGUCUGGUAGAAGCGCUGAUAUACUAGCUUAUGCUUACAAGAAUGCUGUCAUGAAUAAGGUAACUGGAACCUAUACCAUUAAACGUGGACAUAUAAAACACCUGGAGGAUAUGCUUGAAGAAGCAUUUGCAGAUAGACUUUCGGGACCCACCGGCAAAAUCAGGAAGAAAACGUUCAUGAGCUGGAUCAUGGAGUGUCUAAGUUACAGUGACCUCAUUACUACAUUUGAUAUCCAGAGAGAAGAGAACCUGGAUACAAAGAUACUCUCAGCUUUACUCAAGGGUAACCUGGAUACAGUUCAUCAACUAUACCUAGCUAUGGUCUGGAACAGAGUGGAUAUUGCAGAAAAUAAAAUUUUUAAAAACCGAACAUUUCAAUUUGUUGAGGAGAAUUUAGACGAUGUUUUUACCCAAGCUCUUCUCAUGGAUAGGGUUGGAUUUAUAGAAGUUCUAAUCCUAAAUGGGUUCUCGUUGUACAGGUUUCUCACCGUUAAAAAACUCAGAAUUCUGUACAAUGAGGGAGCUGCGCAGCACAAGUAUCUCAUCUCUCAGAUCGAGAAGUUUGUCGGCAACUGUCCCUACAUCCAUCUGAGAACUAUUCAUAAAUAUCUGAUUUAUGUAAUGAAAGCUCAUCACCAUCCCCAGUAUCAGCUGGAUAAACCUAGUCCCAAGGGAACUAAGGACGAUGAUAACGACGAGAAAACUUUUGAAGAUCCGUACAUGGAACUCUUCAUCUGGUCGGUUCUAUGCAAUAAAACUAGUUUUCAUGAUUUCUUCUGGGUUAGAUGCUCCAGUCCUCUCCUAGCCGCAGUGGUAGCAGCUUCAAUCUACUCUACCCUGCUGAAACUCUACUCAGCCCAGCUCAUCAAAAUAUCAAAAAUAAAAGAUAUGAAAGCAAAUUUUGUUGCCAAAGCAAACGCCAUUGCUGAGAUUGCCUUUGAAGAGGAUCGUGUGAAAGGAGUUAGUCUGAUCUACACCAGAUAUCCAAGGUUCGGAGAACGGAGUUUAAUAAACCUCGCUUAUAUUGGUCACCUUAGAGGGUUUAUAGCAAAUCCAGUCUGUCAGGAAUACGUGGCUCAAGCUUGGAGAAGGGGGAUGAGCAAAAUGAAUCCAUGGCUCUCAACGAUUACAAUGUUUUUCCCUUUGCUCAUUUUCACUUCAAACUUUCAGUUUCUAAAGCUAGGAGAUGAUGGAGGAAAUCUUUCUCCCUGGCAGAAACUAUUUGUAUUCUAUAGAACACCAAUGGUGAAAUAUAUUGGGCACUGUGUUAGCUACGCAGUAUUUCUUCUCCUUUAUACAUAUGUCGCCAUGUUUGAUUUUGAAUGGAGAUAUCAGAAUACAGAACUUGUUCUCUACAUGUGGUUUCUUAUCCUUAUCCUUGACGAAUUCAGGGAGCUUAUUAUCCAACCUUCGAGUUCGUUUUCAAGAAAACUUCGAGAUCAUAUGACGAGUGUUUGGAAUAAAUUUGAUAUAUUUCUCUAUGUUACUGCUUCGAUGAGCUUACUCCUCAAGAAUUUCGCCGCGUCCUUUUAUAUUUCAAGGAUCUUGUUUGCAACCAACUCUGCCGCGUUAUACCUCCGUCUAUUCAGGGUUUACCACGCUAACUGGAGUCUGGGCCCUAAACUUGUCGUCUUCCACAAGAUGCUGCCUGAGAUUGUUAUUUUCAUGUUUCUCCUCUUUAUAUUUAUCCUUGGAUACGGGACAGCUAGUCAAUCAUUGAUCAACUCCAAUAUUGAGUUUAGUACGGAGAGUAUACCGAGGAUACUGAACGGUAUUAUCUACCUACCCUACUGGCAGAUGUACGGGGAGCUCAACCUGGAUCAGAUUGAGGUAGAGAACCGGACUAUCUGCUACGAGGAGGAGUUCUGUGAGCACAUGGAGUACUACAACCACGUGACCCCGGUAUUCCUGGCAAUCUACUUGAUCGCUGCGAACGUUAUGUUGCUGAACCUGCUGAUUGCCAUCUUCACCUCUGUGUUCGAGGAGGUGCAGGAGAACGCUAAGGACGUGUGGAAGUGGGAGAUGUACAGGUUGGUGGAGGAGUAUGAUCAGAAACCAGGUUUAGCUCCUCCCCUGGUUAUCCUGGAGGACCUCUGGAAGAUGUUGAAGGGGAUCUGGAAGGUGACCUGCAGGAGAACAAAGGAGGACCUGGAGGGAUACAUGCAGAACACCCUGGAGACCUUGGAGAUGUUUGAGAAGGAUUGUUUGUUCAAGCAUAUUAAAGAUAUUGGAGAACAGGAAGAAUCUAAACUAGACACAAAGCUGCGGUAUGUUGAGAGCAAGGUUGACCGGAUGCUGGAGAUUCUAGAGUUUACUCCAACCUCGUCUCAGUGGGAUUUUGGGGACGAGGUUCAAACUGCAGAUAUCUUGGAGAUUCAAGGUUCAGACAGUUCUGAAGAGGAAGCUUUAAAGUAUGAUGGUUUUAUUGGUGGACGGAAGAAAGAGAAGAAGAAGGUUUUAGCUCCAGGUCCUGCUGGAGCUGCUGGUGCUACUGCUGGGGGGAAGAGAAAUGUUAAGUUUGGGACGGAUUCAAGGAAAGAGUUUGAAAAGGAUGAGCCAGUAACCCAGAGUAAAAACCUGAAGAUUGAGCCUAGUGCUCACCAACUCUCAACCCCUGAUCCUACACCCAGAAACCCGGACUUGGAUUCACGACUGGACAAAAUUGAAAACCAGAUCCAGUCCCUUCAUAGAGAUAGCUCGGAGUCUCUUGAAAGAAUGGAGAGACUAGAAAACCUUAUAAGAGCGCUGGUGCAGAAGAAAGGGGGAAAAUAAAUGAACAAGAUAUAUUUGAUGAAACGGGUAUUAACUGAAAUGUAUAUUUCGACACGGAUUAAGUUCGUUAAAUAUUUGACAAGUAUGAAAUAAUAUGUUUAUGUACUGGUUUAUACAGAACAUGUAUCAGAGAAUGAUAUGCUUUAUUUUGAAUUUAAGAAUUUUUUAUCGUUUGUAAGAUUUGAAGUUUAUUGUUUGAAAUACAUAUAUUAACACUGUUAUUUUUG
This is a messenger RNA of Eurytemora carolleeae, 4486 nucleotides long. RefSeq names its product transient receptor potential cation channel trpm. NCBI's taxonomy places the organism in Eukaryota, Metazoa, Arthropoda, Copepoda, Calanoida, Temoridae. The record is from RefSeq and is a predicted model, not a curated record. Gene Ontology annotation, molecular function: monoatomic cation channel activity. Gene Ontology annotation, biological process: monoatomic cation transmembrane transport. Gene Ontology annotation, cellular component: membrane.